UUUCACAGUGCAUGAAUACGCAGAGGAGAGGACAGGAGCGUCCUGGGACCCGGGAGGACUCGCACACUCUGGACUGGACCGACCGGACCCGGGCAGGCGGACAUGGAUGGACACAGCAGCGGCGGGUGCGCACGGCCGCGCGCCUCCGGGACGCACGGAGGCCAGAAGAAGGAGGAGAUCCCGGAGCGAGUGACUCUGAAGAAGGAGAUCGGGCUCCUCAGCGCCUGCACCAUCAUCAUAGGGAACAUCAUCGGCUCGGGGAUCUUCAUCUCUCCAAAGGGCGUCCUGGAGCACUCGGGCUCGGUGGGCCUGGCGCUGGUGGUGUGGUUACUGGGAGGAUGCAUCGCCGCCCUGGGCUCGCUGUGCUACGCAGAACUGGGCGUCACUAUCCCCAAGUCUGGAGGCGACUACUCCUACGUCACGGAGAUAUUCGGUGGUCUGAUGGGGUUCCUCCUGCUGUGGAGCGCCGUCAUCAUCAUGUACCCGACCACGCUGGCUGUCAUCGCCCUCACCUUCUCCAGCUACGUCCUGCAGCCCGUCUUCCCAGACUGCGUUCCUCCGUACAUGGCGACGCGGAUGCUCUCGGCCACCUGUCUCCUGCUGCUGACCUGGGUGAACUGCUCCAGCGUGCGAAUGGCCACCAGGAUCCAGGACGUCUUCACCGUGGGGAAGCUCAUGGCUCUGGGCCUCAUCAUUGUGGUCGGCCUGGUCCAGAUCUGCAAAGGGAACUACGAGGCUCUGGCGCCUUCGGUGGCCUUUUCCAUGGACCGGACGCCGACAGUCGGGCAGAUCGCUCUGGCCUUCCUUCAGGCCUCCUUCGCCUUCAGCGGCUGGAACUUCCUCAACUACGUCACAGAGGAGGUGGUUGAACCCAGACGGAAUCUACCUCGUGCCAUCUACAUUUCCAUUCCAUUGGUGACCUUUGUGUACACGCUCACCAACAUCGCCUACUUCUCCUCCAUGUCGCCCGAGGAGCUGCUGGCGUCCAAUGCCGUGGCUGUAACUUUCGGGGAGAAGCUUCUGGGAAUGUUCUCCGUCCUCAUGCCCAUCUCCGUGGCCCUGUCCACCUUCGGAGGAAUCAACGGUUACCUGUUCACCUCGUCCAGGUUGUGUUUCUCCGGGGCCAGAGAGGGUCACCUGCCGAGCCUGCUGGCCAUGAUCCACUAUAAGUACUGUACGCCCAUCCCCGCUCUGCUGGUCUGCUGCACUGCCACCAUUGUUAUUCUCUGCAUCGGAGAAACACACAACCUCAUCAACUACGUCUCCUUCAUCAACUACCUGUCGUACGGCGUCACGAUCGCAGGCCUGCUGUACUACCGCUGGAAGAAACCCAACCUCUACCGACCAAUCAAGGUGAACCUGCUGGUUCCCGUGUGUUACCUGAUAUUCUGGGCGUUGCUGCUGGGAUUCAGUCUUUACUCGGAGCCGGUGGUUUGUGGCGUCGGCCUCGUCAUCAUGCUGACCGGCGUGCCCGUCUACUUCCUGGGUGUUCACUGGAAAGAAAAACCAAAGUGUAUCUACAACUUCAUUGAGACGGCGACGUACGUGGGCCAGAGGUUGUGCUUCGUGGUCUUUCCUCAGAUCGACCCCAUCGAGAACGCCAUCCCCUCAGAAUGGACUGACCGCUCAUCAGGCAGGAGCAGUUUGUCUUAAAACUCUUUUCUGAAUAUAUGAAGAUGUUUCCAGUCCAGACACCUGCUCCUGCUCUGGGAUCUGCCGGUUUGACCUUUCACCUUCUGAGACUCUUUAUUUCCUCCAGUCGAGCAGAAACUCGUAAGCUCGGGCCGCCUGCACUUUUUUAUUUCUUUUCCUCUUUUUUUACUAAGUCGACAAACACAAAAAUCGAAUGCCGACAGAGCGACACUGUGAAAAUGACUUUUAUUCCCAUUUUGGAAGCAUUUGUUCCUUCUUGUGUAACACGACUGGACGGCGUGCGGCUACUUCCUCUGAAUGUUGCUGGUGUGUUAUUGUGCCUUUAGACCUUUUCACACCAUGUCCACACAGAUCCAGAGUCAGGAAUCUGAAUACAGUCAGAAAAUAUACGUCUGCAUCAGGUCUGGUACAAAAUAUUCAUAUGUUUCUAAACACCGUGAUAAGUUUGAUCUACAUUUUCUCUUCUGUGAUUCUGACGGAGGAACUAGAGGGACAUGAUCUUUUUCAGGAUAAUGUUUCUAAACGUUUGAUCAUUUUAUUUUCAUUUAUAGCUGCUUUCAAACUGACAUGUUCCUGAAAUGUUCAGGAGGAACAGACGUGUCUGAGUCAGUGUCUCUGGACAUGUUCUGGAUCUUCUCCUGCAG
Molecule: messenger RNA, 2297 nt
Organism: Hippoglossus stenolepis (Pacific halibut)
Lineage: Eukaryota; Metazoa; Chordata; Actinopteri; Pleuronectiformes; Pleuronectidae
Gene: slc7a10b
Product: solute carrier family 7 member 10b
Exons: 11
Coding region: 103-1653 (516 amino acids)
Biological process (GO): amino acid transmembrane transport; D-serine transmembrane transport; D-alanine transmembrane transport
Cellular component (GO): membrane
Molecular function (GO): L-amino acid transmembrane transporter activity; neutral L-amino acid transmembrane transporter activity
Source: RefSeq, a predicted model, not a curated record